AUGACGACAAGGUUCAUGUGCUGGCGUGUGGUUAAUUACACGACGCUAGGAUAUGGUGUAGCUUCCGAGAAUGUUGAAGCUGCCGAUGUAGCGCUCGUGAGAUUUCUCAACCGAGAGGGCGGCGCGGCGCAGCGCCGAUCCAACGGCCGGCCGGUCGGACGCGGUGAGGUUGGUACGGGCGGCGUCCGGUGGGAUGCAUCUGAUGGUUCGGAUGAUCUAGCUAGCAUGCUCACUGACUACGUGAUGGCCAGCGAGAUCGGCGAGACGGGGCCAACAACUCACCGCGUCUUCUUCCUCAGAGGUGGACAACCUGACGCUGAGGAGGUUCCUGCGCGCGUGCGGCCACAACGUGGACAAAGCCUCCGCCAUGUUCUUCAAGUGGAGGAAGGAGGUGGCGCCCGACGGCUUCGUGCCGGAGGAGCGGGUGCGAGGGGAGCUCUCGCAGGACAAGGCCUGCAUGGGCGGCGUCGACAGGACCGGCCGCCCCAUCCUCGUCGGCUUCAUGGCCAAGCACUACUCCGCCAACCGCGACAUGGCCUGGUUCAAAAGAUCCCAAGAGGCCAGGAGAAGUUCCUGAGCAUCAUUGAUCUUAAGGGCUGGGGGUACUCGAGCUGCGACAUGCGGGCGUACAUUGCAGCUAUAGAGAUCAUGCAGAACUACUACCCGGAGCGGCUCGGCAAGGCGCUGAUGAUCCAUGUGCCCUCCAUCUUCAUGAAGGCGUGGAAGAUGAUCUACCCGUUCAUCGACAACAACACCAGGGACAAGUUUGUUUUCGUGGACGACAAGAGCCUGCAGGAGACGCUGCACCGGGAGAUCGAUGAGAGCCAGCUCCCGGAGUUUCUUGGCGGAAAUAUACCUUUGAUUCCUCUCAAGGACUAUGUCCAGCAGUCUCAGUCAGUUUAACCAUACACGUCGCUAGUUUCCAUUAGAGGUUACAGCACAGGAUGAUCCUUGAUUACAAGAGAGGUGGUCUGUUCUACUGCUGCAGCAAUGGGGUAAUUGUAAAUGCAGCUCCGUCUGCUUGCAUUGUAUGACUAAUUGGCGUUUGGGCGGGGUCAGUGAUACAGUUCAACUGCAAGUGAGCAAACAUAUGUGCCGAACUCUGGGCUAUAUGAACUAUGGAAUAUGUUGCAGUCUGCUCUACAUGAUGUUCAGCUUAGCCAGGAAAACGAUGUUGUGAGUUGGGCUCUUACUCCAAACAAGAUAUUCUCUAGUAGAUCCGUAUACCAUUUUUUGUCUUUUGGGGGUAUAUCCAGUAAACUUGCGAAAAAGCUUUGGAGCUAUAAAAUCCCUUUGAAAAUUAGAAUUUUGCUUUGGCAAUUA
This is a messenger RNA of Phragmites australis (common reed), 1323 nucleotides long. RefSeq lists its product as uncharacterized. The record is from RefSeq and is a predicted model, not a curated record. NCBI's taxonomy places the organism in Eukaryota, Viridiplantae, Streptophyta, Magnoliopsida, Poales, Poaceae. The coding region runs from base 1 to 903 and encodes 300 amino acids. The transcript has 5 exons.